Gracilinanus agilis (Agile Gracile Mouse Opossum) is the source of this 3014-nucleotide messenger RNA. It is a transcript of the gene ADPGK, whose product is annotated as ADP dependent glucokinase. Gene Ontology annotation, cellular component: endoplasmic reticulum. Bases 1 to 1467 code for a protein of 488 amino acids. The record is from RefSeq and is a predicted model, not a curated record. NCBI's taxonomy places the organism in Eukaryota, Metazoa, Chordata, Mammalia, Didelphimorphia, Didelphidae. Gene Ontology annotation, biological process: glucose metabolic process. Gene Ontology annotation, molecular function: ADP-specific glucokinase activity. The transcript is spliced from 7 exons.
AUGGCUGUGUGGAACGGGCCAGCAUUCGCUGGCUUCCUGGCGGUGGCCUUCGGCUCCCUCCUGCUGCUGCAGCCCGAGCUGCCCGGCUCGGCGCUGCGUGCGCUCUGGGGCUCUCUGCACGGGGGAGCCUCCGCCGAGAGCCGGCUAGCGGCGGCCUGGGAGGCGCUCAUCGUGCGCCCGGAGCGAUCGUGGAGCCGCGUGGCCGUGGGAGUCAAUGCCUGUGUGGAUGUAGUCCUCUCGGGAGUGAAGCUCUUGCAGGCACUUGGCCUCAGUCCUGGUGAUGGGGAAGAUCAUAGCGUCUUACAUUCAAGAAAAGAUCUGGAAGAAGCCUUCAUUCACUUCAUGGGCAAGGGAGCAGCUGCUGAGCGUUUCUUUAGUGAUGGAGAGUCUUUUCACAACAUCUCCCAGAUCGCAUCAGAGCUCCCAGGAGCCCAGCACUAUGUUGGAGGAAAUGCAGCUUUAAUUGGGCAGAAGCUUGCAGCAAAUUCAGACUUGAAGGUUCUUCUUUGUGGUCCAGUUGGCCCCAAGCUGCAUCAACUUCUUGAUGACAAUAUAGUUGUUCCCCCAGAAUCAAUGCAAGAAAUAGAUGAGUUCCACCUCAUUUUGGAAUAUCAAGCAGGGGAGCAGUGGGGACCGUUGACUGCACCCAAUGCCAACCGGUUCAUCUUCUCACAUGAUCUAUCCAAUGGAGCCAUGAAUAUGCUGGAAGUGUUUGUGUCCAGUCUGGAAGAGUUUCAGCCAGACCUUGUGGUCCUGUCUGGAUUGCACAUGAUGGAAGGGCAGACCAAGGAGAUUCAGAAGAAGAGACUUCAGGAGGCUGUGAUGUCUAUCUCUGAUAUACCUACGGACAUUCCUGUUCACUUAGAAUUGGCCAGUAUGACUGAUCGGGAACUUAUGAGCAGUAUCAUGCAUCAGCAGGUUUUCCCUCUGGUGAAUUCCCUUGGAUUGAAUGAACAAGAGCUGCUCUUCCUUAGUCAGUCAGCAUCUGGUCCUCACUCCUCCCUCCUGGCGUGGAGCGGCGUCCCCGACGUGGGUGUCGUCAGUGACAUUCUCUUCUGGAUCCUGAAGGAGCACGGCAGGAGUCAAGAGCGAGCGUCGGACCUCACCCGCAUCCAUUUCCAUACUCUGGCCUACCACAUCGUGGCCACUGUGGACGGGCACUGGGGCAACCAGCUGGCAUCCGUCGCAGCAGGAGCCCGCGUGGCGGGGACACAGGCUUGUGCCACAGAGACCAUCGACAGCGGCCGAGUGUCGCUCAAGGCUCCGCUGGCGUUUGUGACUUCCCACUCGGAGGCGGGCGCCAGAGUGUCUGUGAAUCCAGAGGAGCCGGUGGUGCAGUGGCACCGAGAGGGCGUCUCCUUUCAUUUCACCCCCGUCCUGGUGUGUAAGGAUCCCGUCCGGACGGUGGGCCUUGGGGAUGCCAUUUCAGCAGAAGGACUUUUCUAUUCAGAAGUGUACCCGCACUGACGGGGACGGGCGGCGCGCCUCUGAGGAAGGGCAGGCCGGUGUCUAAGCAAGCUUGAGAUCUAAUUGGAGGAGAGCCAAAGAAAUCACUGUAUCAAACACAUUCCAGCCUCUUGGCGUUGACAGGGAAGCAUUUAGAUUUUAAUCAAGAAAUUUUAGCUCUUUACUGGUAAGACUGGAUGUGCGUGUGUCUGCGCAUGUGUGUGUGUGUUCUCUGCAGAAUGCCAAUUGCUCACUUAACCCAGCUUCUUAGCAUUGUCAGAGAGCCUGGAGAGCCGGAGGGAGGAUCCCCUCCUGGUCAGCCCUGGCCCUGCCGGGCUUCGGAUGACGCCUCUCCGGGAGUGCAUUGCUCGGUGGCCGGAGCCACAUUCCAUUGUGACGAUCAAGAAGGGGCGGGCAGCCUGCUGUGUGUCUGAGAGCACAAGAGCCGCCUCUGCCCUGGGGCGCCUGGCCUGGCCUCGAUGGCGGAAGGCUGAGUAAUUGCUAUGGAAGAUUGGCUGUUUGUGCUCUGAUCCUUCUGUGCAACUGGAAGACGCUUCCCUGUCCAGGAUACAUUGUUCUCUCAAUCAUGUGACACAGACUUAAUUCCAUUACAAGGUGCAAGUUGACUCCUCAGAUGCUGCAAGAAUAGCACCAAAGUGUUAGAUCACCAGGAUCAUGAAAACACAGUUUACCAUGAAUUACAUGAUGUUUUUAUUUUUAUAAUGUGAGGAAACUUUGCUGUGUGCUUUCAGUUUUUUAAAACAUGAUUUACAUUUCAGUUUGCUCAAGAUAAGAACUCUGCAUCUCUGUUUGGCAAACAGUAGAGCCUGGCAUGUAGAGGGGGGCAGCUCAAACAGGAGCUCCCUUCUGCCUGGCAGUGGGAAUUAGGCCAGUUCUCCGGCUCCCGGAGCAUCGGGCACGUCUCCCUCCCGGGGGGGCCUUGUAUGUCGCCCAGCCUCCGGGCGUGUUGUGAGACACGUCUGGGGGAGGGGGCCAGCGUGAGGAGGAAGCGGGAAGGCUGGCGGGGGCCACUCUGUGGAUCUCUCUUGGGCCUUCCUUCCGGGUGAAGGAGAAAUUUGUUCUUGUUAAUUGGCCACAAAAGCAAAGCUGAAAAUAAAGCUGAAGGAAGGCCCAGGUGUUCCGUGGCAUGCAGACAGGACAGCAGCCGUGCUUUGGUUUUAGCGUUUAUUGGCCAGCGCGCCACGUCUGCCUCGGGCUCCUGCCUCCAAACCCCGACCACUCCUGGGGGACGGGGCAGCAGUGCGAGGCUGGGAAGACUUUCUGCUGAGGGACAUUUGAAGACUUGGGGAGCUGUACAACACUGUGAAAAGCACACAGUGCUUAGGAGGACCUGAAGUACCUGUGGUUGUCCUUUUUGCCGUUUUUGCUUUGGACCCCCCUGGCCUAACUCAGGACAAUGAAAUCCAGCUUCCCCGCAUGCCAUUUGUCUAAGAGGGUGAGCUCAUUUGUUCACUCCUUUAUAGUUUAAAACCUAGAGAGAAGGUUGUUCCAUUCUUCCAGGAGAGGCAAGAGAAGGAGAUCUAAAAUAAACCAACCAUUACCCUGUG